AUGAUGUACAUUUCCGACGAAAGUGAAGCCUCUCCGGAGCUGAAACGGGUCAAUCUACUCAACCAGGACCGUCCCCCAAACACCUUCCCUAUCGUCACCAGGGAAAUCUUGUCUCUGCGACGGGGACCAGUGCAACGACUGGAUGAAGGCCUUAUUGUUCUUGGUCUGGAAGUGACAAGGUGUGUCUUCAAGCUCCACAAAAACGGAAUGGCCCAGGAGUUGACCAAGAAGGAGUACACCCCCUAUUUCGAAACGUAUUUCGGCUCUGUUCCAAAAUCGGAGGCCCAUAAAAAAAUCGGAGGCCCAUGGCAGAAUCGGAGGCCCAUGGCAGAAUCGGAGGCCCGUAAAAAAAUCGGAGGCCCAUGGCAGAAUCGGAGGCCCAUAAAAAAAUAA
Molecule: messenger RNA, 393 nt
Organism: Caenorhabditis remanei
Lineage: Eukaryota; Metazoa; Nematoda; Chromadorea; Rhabditida; Rhabditidae
Exons: 3
Coding region: 1-393 (130 amino acids)
Source: RefSeq, a predicted model, not a curated record